Messenger RNA from Gamsiella multidivaricata, 550 nucleotides. Its product is annotated as Prefoldin. Gene Ontology annotation, cellular component: cytoplasm; prefoldin complex. The record is from RefSeq and is a predicted model, not a curated record. The coding region runs from base 68 to 439 and encodes 123 amino acids. Gene Ontology annotation, biological process: protein folding; chaperone-mediated protein complex assembly. Gene Ontology annotation, molecular function: protein-folding chaperone binding. NCBI's taxonomy places the organism in Eukaryota, Fungi, Mortierellomycota, Mortierellomycetes, Mortierellales, Mortierellaceae. The transcript is spliced from 3 exons.
AGAUCAUCCCCCGUUCUCCAUCAACCAUAACCUCGAACUCCUUCAGGACAACCAGGAAAGAGCCACCAUGUCAGCAACAGCAGAAUUGCAACGAAAGCUCGAGGCCGACUCGAAUGCCUACCAGACUCUUCAGAAAGACUACGCGAAGGCGGUCGAAUCAAGGCAGCGACUGGACUCUCAGCUUCAGGAAAACAAACUAGUCCAGGAUGAAUUCAAGUUGCUGAAGGAUGACGCCAACAUCUACAAACUCAUCGGGCCCGUCCUCACUAAGCAGGACAAGGUUGAGGCUGUCACCAACGUUGACAAACGUAUCGACUUUAUCAACGCCGAAAUUGAGCGCGUUGAGAAGCAGCUGAAGGAUUUGCAGGAAAAGACGGAGAAGAAGAGGAUGGAGUUGGUCCAGACACAGACAGCGCUGCAGCAACAAGCAGCAGCAUAACAACAGAAAUAAAGCUCAGAUCUGGCACAGUUCAAACAUGGACAUGUCGCAUAUGUGCAUUGCAGUUCUUGUUCCAAUAUAUUUGUUAUAAAGAUUCAAACAACAAUGGAC